This is a messenger RNA of Oryza sativa Japonica Group (Japanese rice), 1956 nucleotides long. RefSeq names its product transcription factor TCP7. Gene Ontology annotation, cellular component: nucleus. Lineage: Eukaryota; Viridiplantae; Streptophyta; Magnoliopsida; Poales; Poaceae. Gene Ontology annotation, molecular function: sequence-specific DNA binding; DNA-binding transcription factor activity. The record is from RefSeq and is a predicted model, not a curated record.
CGCUCCUCCGUCUCGUCGUUGCAGGUGCAGGUGCAGCCCAGCCGCGUCGUCUCUCUCGCCUCCUCCUCCUCCCUCCCUCAAUCAUUGCAUUGGGCAUUGGCGUCUCCUCCUCUUCUCUCCAGUGGCACUGCAACCAAUCCCCCACACACCACACCACUACCCCACUUCCCCUUCCCCAACCCCCCCUCUCCGCUCCUCUCCUCUCCUCAUGACGACCAGGCCAGACGGCGGCGGUGGCGGUGGCGGCGCUCCGGACAAGCAGCUCGUCCCGGCCUCCAACGCCAAUGGCACCGCCCUCGCCGUUCGCAAGCCUCCCUCCAAGGACCGCCACAGCAAGGUCGACGGCCGCGGCCGCCGCAUCCGCAUGCCCAUCAUCUGCGCCGCCCGCGUCUUCCAGCUCACCCGCGAGCUCGGCCACAAGUCCGACGGCCAGACCAUCGAGUGGCUCCUCCGCCAGGCCGAGCCCUCCAUCAUCGCCGCCACCGGCACCGGCACCACCCCGGCCUCCUUCUCCACCUCCUCCCCUUCCUCCCUCCGCUCCAACUCCACCUCCAACUCCAACGACCUCCUCCUCCCCCGCGCCGCCCCCUUCAUCCUCGGCAAGCGCCUCCGUGCCGCCGACGACCACACCACUUCGCCCGCGCCCGCUCCCGACGCCACCGCCCCCACCCAGGCCUUCUGGGCGCUCCCGGCCAGGGCUGACUUCGGCCAGCUCUGGAGCUUCGCCGCCGCGCCGGAGAUGAUGGUCGCCGCCGCCGCCGCACCCGCCAUGCCUGGGGAGGCGUCCGCCGCCAGGGUCGGCAACUACCUCCCCAUGGCGCAGGGCAACCUCAACCUUCUCGCCUCCUUCUCCGGCGGCCCAGGAGGCGCCGGGGCCACGGCGGCGACCGGCCGACCCGAGGAGGAGAGCGCCCGCUGAGUUACUAGGGUUUAAUUUAUUUAGGGCUUAGGGUUUGCUUCCAUUCCCAUCCCGUCUUCUUCCUCUGGCUAGCUGCGUGUCACUUCCACUCAAAGUCAGUCGCAAGUCACGUUGCUUCGCUUGCUGCUCUUCUUUUUUUUUUUUCUCCUUCGAUUUCUAGGGUUCGACCGAAUUGAUGAUGGAGCAGGAGCAACAAUUACAGUGCUCAGCAAAAUUGAGCCAUCAGACAUGGUUGGUUUUAGUGCAAAUUUCAGCCCUGUGCUCUGUGCUCUUUGCUUCUUCCCAGUUGGGUUGACAUAGGAGCUUUAGCCGCUGAUUAGGUUAGGUCUCUGCUUCUCUCAUCCAUCCAUCCAUCCAUCCAUCCAUCCCCUGCUGUGCACCGUGACUCCACCACCACCAUCAACAAGAUGAAAAACAAACUCUUCUUCCUUUUCUUGCCUUGCCUUGCUUGCUUUGCAGUAAUCAGGGGAACUGCUCUCUCGUGCGUGUGAUUUCUAGUCAGUCAGUGUGGACAUCUCUAAAUUCAUUUGUGAUUUCCUUCCUCAUUUCGUUGCAUCGGUGUGCUAUGCUGCUCCAAGAAACAAGACAAAGAAAAGAAGGCGUGCUUGCUUGCUUGCUUGUCUGCUGCACGAGUCAUAGUUGGCGUCAAUCACAUGUACAGCUGCAAAUGCUGUGCCAAGAAAUGAACAAAAGAAAUUUACCUGACCCAAAAGAAGGCCAUGUAAGUCGUCUCACUUGUUCCUCUGUUUCUGUCUGCUUGCUGCUCUAGCUCUUUAGGCCUUUUGUCCAGAAUUCUUCUUCUUCUUCUUCUUCUUGUUGCUCUUGUGUUCAUCUCUGGAUUGGAUUAGUGCUUGGGGAGAAUAAUAGUAAUAAUAAGUAAUUGUUGGUAGGCUGGUAGCUCAGCUCCUCUGUACGUAUGCCAUGUAUGUAUGUAUGUAUGUAUGGAUUGUUUCAUGUGUUAAAUUAUCACCAUGAAUGAUUGAGAAUGAAUGAAUGGACAAAAUAAGCAAGGAGAAACACACGGAAUCAAGAAUGCA